AUGGGCCAAGUGCCCAUUAUCGAUAAUACGUCAUCGUCUUCCUCCUACAAACAUGUAUUGAAGAAUAAUAGAACUCUUAAGCCAAAACUUCUCCAAACAAAGGUAUCAAACACAGAGGAGUCAAUCAUCCGAGAACCAGAUAUUAAAGAAAUAUAAUGGCGGAAAUCGCUGCUGGGAUCUGGGCAGCAGAACAAGCCGUCUCUACGAGCAUCUAUGCUGGAGCGACUGGCUAUGCCGUUGCAAAACCUACUAUGCCUCUGAAGGCAACAUUUUCACAGAUUGCAUCUACGUCAGAUGAUGCCUCGAGGUCUUCACUCGCCAGAUCUCAUCAUACACUCACCGUAGUUGGCGACAAAGCUUAUAUUUUCGGAGGCCAGACGAGCCAAAGAAAACUCGCCAGUAAUAACAUCCACUCUAUAGCACUGCCAAAAGCCAGUUCUGCUGUACCUGAGUAUCAGAUACUACCGGCCAUUUCUGCAGAGAAAGAUGAGCCCGUCCCUAAGCCACGGACUAAGCAUUCUGCUUGCGCAUUGAAUGACCGUGUCGCUAUCUACGGGGGUUGCGAUGAAGCUGGGAAUGUCGUAGAUGAAGGCCCUAUAAUCUGGUUAUUCGAUGUCGAGAAAUUCACAUGGAGUACUCUUAAACCUUCUAGCCAUCCAGAGAGAACGCCACCUCCGAGGAGCAAAGCACAUUUAGUCGCGCACGAUGGUAAUCUCAUCCUCGUCGGUGGGAUAAAUUCAAGUAGUGAAGCGCUUACGGACGUUUGGCAUUAUAAUUGCUUUACCCAAAUUUGGAAUCAGCUGCCGCAUACCCCGGCCGUCGUCACGAGUGCAGCAAUUUCCGGGCACACGUUAUACGCAAUCUCUAGCUCUGAUACUCUUGGCAGUGAAGUGCAUCAUCUGGAAAUCCUACCGUACACUGAACCGGCUUCGACCUGGCAGACCAUCUCGUUUCCCACGAACCCUUUAACACCGGGACCUAGGCCAAGGUCUCAUGGUGAGUUUAUACCUAUCACGACGGGGUACGGUCGAAAUUAUCUCCUCUAUUUCUUUGGCGAUAGUCAAGGAGAAGCAGAGAAAGGGGAUCUACUGCAGUGGAGCGAUCUGUGGACCUUUCAACUUCCAUCUAGCGAUUUAGAAGUCAAAGCGACUACGACAGUGAAGGAAGCGAUCAAGCCGGCUAAGAUCAAAGAUCAGAUACGCUCAAAACUCGGUGCCGAUACGGGCGUGUCUAGCUGGGCUGAAGUUGAAGUACAGCCCCCCGGUGACCUUAAGGCACAUGAGGGUAAGGUUCAUCCCGGCCCGCGAAGUUCGUUCGGAUAUGAUGUAACAACUGAUGGACGGAGUGUCGUACUAUGGGGAGGUUGUAAUGCAACCGGAGGAUCCGAGGGUGACGGAUGGAUUGUUGAAUUCCUAUAGAGCUGACGUUUCGUGGCACGACGGGUCUCUAUUGUCAAGGAUCUAAUUAAGACAAGGAACGCUAUAUAGGGUACGAAGUUGUUGGAUUGACUUUGUAUUACGUAGUAAGAUGAAAGGGAGUGCAAGUAACGAUUGUGUUCUGAUUGGUUUGAUUAAGGUAGGAGAGGAGGGGUUCCCCCGAGUGGGGAAAGAUAUCUAUUGUACAGAUGCGUGGGCUGUGCGUGGACGGUGUGUGUGGGCAGAACCCUGGUCAUGUGACCUCGUCACAUGACCGUUAUCCCAACAGAAGUAAAAAGGGAAAUUUAUUUAUUCUAUGAAACUCGCAUUUC
This is a messenger RNA of Daldinia decipiens, 1747 nucleotides long. RefSeq lists its product as uncharacterized. Gene Ontology annotation, molecular function: protein binding. The coding region runs from base 156 to 1418 and encodes 420 amino acids. NCBI's taxonomy places the organism in Eukaryota, Fungi, Ascomycota, Sordariomycetes, Xylariales, Hypoxylaceae. The transcript has 2 exons. The record is from RefSeq and is a predicted model, not a curated record.